Messenger RNA from Diatraea saccharalis (sugarcane borer), 1017 nucleotides. The record is from the annotation of a GenBank genome assembly. NCBI's taxonomy places the organism in Eukaryota, Metazoa, Arthropoda, Insecta, Lepidoptera, Crambidae.
AUGGAAUCAGAAGAGAGCAUGGACGAAACUCCGAACGACGAAGACUUUUCCUCUAUGGUCGCCAAUCAUGCCCGAGCUCACUCAUUAGUCACGAGUACUGAAAAAAUCUCUCAAUCUAUCUUAAUAAAGGAAGACGAUGGAUAUAUCAAUAUAUUGUCGCCAGGAGAGGGUGGAUCGAUGGUUAUAAAACUAGAGCUUUACCCUUUCAAAGAGUGUGUAAAACUCAACAAAAAUCAAUAUUGGACGAAGCGAAUAUAUUUGUGUCUAGGAGUGACCUCUGGAGAGGAUUCGCGUGCAUACAAACUAGCGAUGAAACUAAGAUACGAACUGACAAGACUGGUAGAUUUUAGGGUUUAGGUUUUACCUAUUCGAUACAAUCGUGUCCCAUCACUCGUGAUACCUUCCUACCUCCGUGCCUUUUUAUUAUCUGAAGUCCUUGGGGGUAAUCCGAGAAUAUCGUAACCUCACUUCCGCAAUCGCAGCCGGGUCGAGCAGACGUAGCUCCCAAUAUAUAAAAGCUGAGAAGUCAAGUAUCACGGCGAUCGACGCGUUUGUCUCGCGAACAAGUGAUAUAGAGUGUGGUGCACCACUAGGAAAUAAGACGCGCGUCCAGAACAUCCAGCACGCUGGGACGUAGUGAACCAGGUACGCCCCCAUCCUUUUCCUUGUGAUUCACCAAAGACAAAUAAUGAAUCUAAAGGAUGUCAAAGUAGAGAAAAAGGUACAAACAGUGGCAACACUGGUAAUAAAAAAAGUAAGCCUCGGCCAUUUUGUCUGUGCCAUCAACGAAAGUUAGAUGUGAUUAGUGUGCAAGACUUGUCAGAAAGAGGUAAACGAUUUCAACGUAAAAAAUGGCGUGAACGAGCUCAGAAAAGUAGGGAGAGUAAAAAAGUGAGAGAAGAUAUGUUACGACGUCUGCGAGAAGAUUCACCACCAUCAUCACCUGCAGACGCGAUUGAUCGUGAUGAAGCAGCCUUCCAUUCUCGACUUAGAAUCCAACCCGCCUGCUUAUCCUGA